This is a messenger RNA of Dermacentor andersoni, 15656 nucleotides long. It is a transcript of the gene gem, whose product is annotated as transcription factor CP2 like gemini. NCBI's taxonomy places the organism in Eukaryota, Metazoa, Arthropoda, Arachnida, Ixodida, Ixodidae. Gene Ontology annotation, molecular function: RNA polymerase II cis-regulatory region sequence-specific DNA binding; DNA-binding transcription activator activity, RNA polymerase II-specific. Gene Ontology annotation, cellular component: nucleus. Gene Ontology annotation, biological process: regulation of transcription by RNA polymerase II. The record is from RefSeq and is a predicted model, not a curated record.
UUUAGUGCUUUUUACUUUGGCCAAUGUGCCUUAAUUUUUUAACAAAGUGCAUGCAUGGAUCAUUGUACAAGAGCUGAGUGUGCAUUGUGUGAAAAUAUUUUCAGGAUGUUCGAAGUUAUGCAUUAAGUGUUAUGCCUUGCUUGUAAGCUCUGGAAUACCUACUAGGCCUCUUAAUAAUCCACAAGUUGGCUUUGGCACACUGUAUAUUUGCCAAACUAAUGGCAGAGCUUGUCAGUGUUUAAGUGAAAGUGAAGUGGGAACUUUGCAUGCUGGCACUUGGCUGUGCGUCACAUGAUUUCACUAUAGGAGCCUCACCUACACAUUUCAUAUUACGAGCCCCACAAACUGUACAUGCAUGCACUGAUUUAAAACUGUCUUGCAGGAAAACUAGCUUUACAAUUAUGAAUAUAGCCCCCUGUAUAUUGUUUCAUUUAACUUGUAGCUGUCAUGUUUCCUGUGACACUGCUGGGAAGAACUUUCUCUGUCCUGCUUUUUUUUUUUAAGAACCACGAUGGAAGAAGUGAUCCAAAGUCACCUGUCUGCCUUUUCCUCAGCGCAUUUCUGAAGGCACCGCCUUGAAGUGCGGGUGCUGGCGGGCCUUGGAAUGACCUCUGUGAGCCACUGGCAGAUCGAUGACAUUGAUGAUGCUUUGGCUGCGGAUUUCGAUGGCAGCCUCUCUGGCCUGGGCAUGGAACUGGGCACUGCAUCGUUCAACAUGAGCGAUGCUUUGCUGGCUCUGCCUAGCCUCGCAUCAGUGAAGCAAGAGAUGCCUCGAGAGAAUGGCUAUGCCCUGGCCGAUGCCCUUAGGCAAGGUCCUGCAAGCGACUGUGGCAGCAACAGCUUGGGACCCUCCUCGGAGGCUCGGUCAGGGGUGCACGGCAAGAAGAACCGGCUGCCCCUGAGCACCGAUGACGAUGUCACCGGCGCCAUCAAGCGCUUCUGUGUCAGCACCUCCAGGGAACCUGCCGAGGACACCAGUCCAAGCCGGUGCCGGCACAGCUCGUCAGCUCCCGACCUGCGCAUGGCCGUGUACCAGCCGACAGCACCACUGUCUCUGCCCCUGCCACGCCUUGGACCCGGUGGGGAGCUGGCUGGCAACGUGUCGACAGGUGGCUUUCAGUACUUCCUGGGAGCAGCCACGUCCAUUGCUACCAAGCUACAUGAGGAGACCAUGACCUACCUCAAUCAAGGUCAAUCGUACGAGAUUAAGCUCAAGAAACUUGGUGAUCUCACUGAAAUGCGGGGGAAGAUGCUGAAGAGCACCAUUCGAAUUGGUUUUCAAGAACGUCGGCUGCAGUACAUGGAAAAAGAACAGAUUACUCAGUGGAUGCGGCAGAGACCAGGCGAAAGGAUACUUGAAGCUGAUGUGCCCUUGUCAUAUGGAGUGUAUGAAGUGGUCAACACGCCAAACAAAGUCCACUUCUGUGAGUUCCUUUGGGAUCCAACCAAAGAGACAGGAGUUUUUGUACGGCUCAACUGCAUCAGCACAGAGUUCACUCCCAAGAAGCACGGAGGUGAGAAAGGUGUGCCCUUCCGCAUCGUCAUUGAGACAUAUUCACACGGGGAGCCCGGGCCACCACAGAAGUUACACUCGGCGUCCUGUCAAGUCAAGGUGUUCAAGCCAAAAGGUGCCGAUCGCAAGCACAAGACUGACCGUGAGAAAAUGAUCAAGAGGCCCCUAGCCGAGCAGGAAAAACAUCAGCCUUCGUACGAUUGCACUGUGUUUACUGAGUGUAUUUCCGAGCCAGCAUUUGCACCUGCCAGCCCUCCCCUGAGUGCCAGUGGCAACAGCAACAGUGGAGCCACGAGCCCUUCUGCAGCAUUAGCUGUUGGGGCCCAAGGUCCUGCUGCUAUUCCAGUCGGAGCGCAGGGUCCGUCUCCGACCACACCAACCAGUCUGUUGCCUGUCGUGUCCAGUGCACCCACUACUAAGCCGCCACCGGUGGCCAGUGUUCCACCGCUGCCUCCCAUACCUGUGUCUCCUCCUCAGCCCAUCCAGCAGCGACCUAGCAGCACCAGCAACUACUCACCUCAGGGGAGCGGCGACAGCUUCCCUCCUCCUGCUGCAAGCACCGCCAUGCCUGACCAGAACCCUGGAACCCCAGGCAGCUCAACUAGUGACAUACUUGAAGUUUCAGAUGCAUCCCUUUCAUCACCGCAGAAUUAUCAGUCCCCCAGCUCCCAGUUGUCAUCGGAAGCCAGCGCCAGUGAGACAUCCCACUGGCUACAGCAGAACCGCUUCGCAAACUUCACCCGGACCUUUGCUAGUUUUUCUGGUGCUGACAUUCUGAGACUCACAAGAGACGAUCUCAUCCAAAUAUGUGGUCUUGCUGAUGGCAUUCGGCUUUUUAAUGCCUUACACUCAAAGACUAUUCGGCCACGGCUGACUGCUUAUGUCUGUCUGCCUACGGAACAAGUGUUCCGGGCUGUGUACCUGAGGAGCCUGACUGUGCUGGAACUGCUGAGCAAGUUGACAUCACUGUGCAAUGUCUCCCCUUUCACCGUUCAUGACAUCUACAUCGACGGUCCCUCUGGAAUUCAUGUGCUGGUCACUGAUGAGGUGGUCCGCAACAUGCCUGACGAGUCAAUGUAUGCCAUGGAGCUUCUGAGAGGUCCAGACGAUGAAGUCUACAGCCUGCUUCUCAAGUCUUAUGGAACCAACACGAGGACAUGAUGAAUUGCCUGUGUAGCUACCUUUUCCAUCGUUAGUUGCAUUGGUUGCAUAAUGGUUCUGGCCUCACUGGCUUCAUUCUCUCCAGUUCCAUCUGCCAGGAAUUUCGUCAAAACUUUCACUGAAACCCGGUACAUCAAGCGCAUCUAUUUUGGACAACAGAACCUGCUGAACUUGCAGCAAACCAAUGCUUUGGGGUGCUGUGCUAUAGGCACGUGAACUUGUUUUGUGAAAUGAGCCUUGCGGCAUCAACAUGUGACAAGAGUGGUUGGAAGCAUUGUUCUGACGUGAUUUGUCAAAUGAUUUACUGUGCGCAACUGUUUCACAUUGUUUAAAGAUACAUUAAUUUCUUAACCAUGAAGUCAUAUCUGCCCCACCUAUUUAAGUGCAUGUGAAUAUGAGUUUGUACAGUUUGCUAUAGAUCGCUACAGAGUUCACUCAAAGGGACUGUAACAAGUCUUGUUUAAAAAAUGGCUUCCCAAUGAGCCUUUGCUUUUAGAGGUGAUGCCCUAGCACAAGUGAUGAGAAUCAGUCGUAGAUAAAUUUGUUCCCAUGGUGUCAAGUGAUGAAAAAUGUUAAUUUAAUUGCAGUUAAGUCUCACAAACGGUGCACCUUUCUUCCUUCAGGCAAUGUGCCUGAAGGAACUUGUUGAUAAGUGAAAACACUGAAACAUAAUCAUCCAAAACCCUACCUUGUUUCAACCAUGUGGGCAUGAUUUGUAUCUUUUCGAGCCUGUGUACUGCUUUCUUGGGGUUUUUUCUUUUACGUGGGUCAGGCAUGCGGCUCGCGCAGAACUAUGUGUGCGGAAGGGAGCACAUGGGACUGAUGAAAAAGGCUGAUUGCUCCCCCUUGGGAUUUUCGAACUGCUCUACGACUGACUGCAAAAGCUUUUGGAGCGUAGAAUAAAAGCUUAGUCUUGUUGCAUUUUCGUCACUGAACCUGGUAUUCAGAGGUUAUGGUUGCAAAGAGAAGUACAGUCGUACAUUUAUAUAACGAGCACUGAUGUAAAGAAUUGUCAUGUACAAUGAAGUACAGUUAAAUCUCAAUAUAACAAACUUCAGUAUAACAAAAUUCUCAAUAUAAUGAAGUAUUUAAUUUUUAUAACUUCUUGUCCAUUGAAUACCGUGUACUUUGAACCUCAAUAUAACGAAGUGUAUUUAUACAUAAUUUCAGUAAAACGAAAUUUCACUGCCAUGCCGCCACAAAGGAAUAACAAGACAAUAAAUGGAAACUUCCGCAGACCAGAUGAUCAAAUAGCUGAACUACAUUCGGCUGCUUGUGAACGCACCUCUUGUACGCCUCCUUUAAAAGCACGGCCGACCAUAAGCCACUGACCUGUGCUCUGCGCUCUGUAAACUCCUGCUGGCACGCACACAGCACAUGAACUUCUCCAAUUGUCAUAGAUCUCGGAGCUUACGACAAGCAUGGCUCUCAGUGUGGCUGAGCGCAUAUGCAGCCAUUUAGCAUUCAAGCAAUGUAGCAGCUCACCAUGUUGCCACCGCCGAAACACAUCACAUAUGAGCCGUAUACUUGGGGUCCUUCGUUUCUGGGUUAUAUGUUGCAAUUUGGCUGUAAAAAUAGGUUGUUAUCUUUUAAGAUAAAAGCAGGGGAGAAAUCGGGUGUUUUGUUGUCUGGCAGCCCAAAGUUCGUGAUUUUUCUGGUAACUUUCACAAAUGAUUAAAACAAGCAUUGGUCUCUUUUUGGACACAAAGGUUCUAUUUAAACAAGCGAAAUCAUUCAGAGGAGCGUGCAAUGGUAGCGGGAGCUGCUCGCAAAUCAAGUGACAAGCUCAUCUCUAAGAAUUCUUGUUGUCUGGCAUUAUUAAUUGAAAUGAAACCACAUUAGCGAAAACAGCCAAUAGAGGCCAGUUUGCCAAUCCUUUCUUUGUUCUCUGCAGUUUUUCAGUAAAGCAAAAAAGUAAAAAAAAUAGUGGAUGCUGCCCUGCUUAGCAGGAGGUGUGACAAUUCUCGUUAUCUUAUGAGCCCUUGUUGACAUACGUUAUCAUAUGCAUUGCAAGCAUCUCUACGUCCAUCCUAAACCUGUCGGUUGUUUUGGCCUUGUGUGUUGUCCAAUUUUACUUGUUCCCAAUAGGACCUCUUGCAACAAAACUAAUGAAAUACCAAUUAGAUUAAUUACUUGCCCCCCUCUCAAACAUAAUGUUACGUGUAGCUGUAGCCCAAUGCUAUAUACAAUUUAUUUAGAGGAAGCUAACGGAAGGUCAAAAUUGCGACGCUAUAUCAAGCGGGUCCGCGUCGUCUUCCUCCUCUUCAGUGCAGCCACACUGUGGUGGCUGUUUCGUAACAUCACCCCCGGCAGUAGAAGCACCGUCCCGGUGCUUAAUCUACACAUCCGCGGUGAAAGGUGUAUGGUAUGGCUUUAGUCUCGCCACGUGAACGAUGUCACUUGCAGCCGACAAUGACGCUUAGAGGUCGGCGGGGACGACUUCAUAUGUGACAUCGGUAACUUGUCGCACCACACGGUAUGGGCCAGUGUAACGUGACAGCAGCUUUUCGGAAAGGCCCACACGUCGAAUGGGUGACCAAAGAACCCGGAGUAAAGUGCACGUCGCAAUGGUGGCAAUCGUAGAGGCGUCUCUGGUGCUCCUGUGAGGCCUCGAGACGGGUGCGGGCGAACUGGCGUGCGUGGUCGGCAUGUGCAAUGGCAUCGCGGGCGUAUUCAGUAUCAUAGUUGGGUAAACAUAACCUCAACAUUGCAGCUGCAGUUUGCAGUACAGUGUAACGUUUGCAUGGCGGUAAUUUGCUUCCUAGCACAUUACCGCCGAUUACAUGUAUGUGACGUGCAGGAAAUUUAAUGUAAUACACCAUUGGGGCAUUCAUGUGAAUGCGGCUACAAUAAAAAUGCAACAAACAUUUUUUCACUCAACAUCAGCAGGUGCUGAACAUAUUACAUUUCUAUACAUGCCGGUUUUUGCUUAAGUGCUAAGCGCAAACAAUGCAUACACCAUAUCCAUAUAUAAUAAUAUUUGUAAUAGGAUAUAUCUCACAAAAUGCAAAAAGUGUUCAUUAGUUUUGUAACACCUGCAUUUAUCAUUAUCCCUAAUGAAAUGAAAGUCAUUGUGGAGAAACCGGGUUUAACCCAGUUUGUAUUAAUUUUAUUCAGGGUACAAAAACGGGAAUUAUUGGGUUUCACCAGCGAAGGACCCCUUGUAUACUGCAUCCGGGCGACUCUCUCAUGCAUCCCUUUGGACACGCUAGGUCAUAUAGCGGCAGACAGGCGAAGUCUCCUUUUCUGAGAUCGCACCGGCGCUCGCUAAUUCUGAGAAUUUAUUUCUAUCAUUUGUGACGCAGUGCUGAAGUGUCGGACUGCUGUGCUUCAGGAACCCAUGGGACACAGGUUCGAAUCCAGUCAACAUUGGAGAAAUUUUAAAAGAUCUUUCUUUAUUGAAGAGAAAGUGCUGUAAAGAGGCUAUGUAUGUAUAGAGACACAAUAUGGCUGAAGUUGGCUAAGAAUGCUAAUCACAUUAAAAUGUUAAAUAGUCAGCGAGAACACCUUAAUAUGGCACAGUCUGAAUGCUCGUCCAAACAUCCACAAGGUGCAUGCUUGUAAUUUAGCAUAGUUCACAUGCAAUGUAUUAGCAUGGCAAGCCACGAAUGGGCAAUUGCAAUUUUCAGGAGACCCUCUGCUGACCUGUCAUUUGUGAUUGUUUUGCAUAAGCUUGAUCGCAAACCUUUUUUUUAAUGUGUACGCUUAUAGCAAAUAUAAUAUAGUAUGAAGAAGAUAUUUUCUUUUCAUAUGGGACUCCGUUAUAAUAAGAUUUGACUGUGGUGUACGCUUCACUUUUCUCUUUGCAGCAGGAUAAAUUAUCAAUGAUGAAAUUUAGUUUUUUCAAGAAUCCCAUGCUCAAAAAGCUUUUGCAAUUGGGGGUGCAUUCAGUUUGUUUUUGAUGGAACAGCUAUGUACAGUCACUAUUUUGGUAUGUUUUACUUACACGAAUGCAAUGUCUGCGCUUAGGAAGAGCAUCUCUGCUGAAGGCAUAUCAAAGACUCGUAUGUUGAACACUCAUGUGUGUCUCUGAUAUGUCUUUGUUGCCAACAGGUCUUUCUGCCUUGCUGCUGAGUGAAUGUAAGCACAUCAAGAUGAGACAAAAUACUGCAAUGCUGUGCUGCAGCUAGGAUGAAUGCAUCAGCCAGCCAGCAGGUGUACAGUUGAACCUUGAUAUGAUGAUUCUUGGUUUUAGACAACUUGCAGUUACUUUAUUAUCCAAUCUUGAUACCAUUUACAUAUCUUUUCCUGCGAUUUAGCUAAAUUAUUUUGUCUGUUACUUCACUUUAAUGCAGUCCUCAUGCAUUGUCUGUAUGCUCUGGAGCGUUUAAUGACAAGCAUGAAAUAAAAACAGCGGGCUCAGAUAGACCUGCUUCUAUGAGCCUUUCCGCACACAAGCAAGACAAAGAGUUUGCAGGAAUAUGUGGAGACUAGAAGUGAUCAGUGCAGGUAAAUAAAUUCUCAGAUUUAAUGAAGUUAAUUUAAAAUGUUUCUUACCAAAUGUGCACCAAACAAAUAUUGGGUAUGUCAGUCAUUAUACAGAUUUAAAAUAGCAUUCUGCACUUUACGUACUUUAAAUGAAACCGCUUCGUGGAACACUUCAGUAAGUGUCCUUUUAAACUUUUAGUUUACUGUACAAGAACGCAAACGUAAAGAUGUUAGAGACAGGACGCCACGUGGUGUCUUGUGCCAAACAUGUCCAAGUCAAGACGGACCAUUAGCAAAGAUACUGUAAUUUCUAUGCUGAUGUGCCUCAUCAUACCUACGGACAGCAAAAUUGACAAACGAUUUCAGAAAUUGAAUGCACCAUGCACUCAUAACUAGUGUUUUAGGUGAGUUUAGAAGAAGCGAAAGCUCAUUUUAACAGUUACUGGCUAUCAACAAAAGAGCAUAGUGAUCAUAACAAUUCAUGCUAAAGUAGGUUGCACAAGUGCCGCCAUGUUUCACUGCUAUAUUUCUUAGUAUAUGUAAACAUUACGUGCAUUAAGCUCACCGAAGGUAUAUUAAGAUAGCGUGUGUAAACUACAGAAACCCAAUGACAUAGUAAGAAGCAAGGACAAUGCUAUUUGCUUGCGUACUUAAUGCAUUUACUUUUGCUUGCAAAUGCUAUUCAAAAACUUUAAAUUUUCAAACCAGGUUAGACUGUUAUGAUGAUAGGUUCAAUGGUAGUCGGUGAACAAGGGAGGCCUCAGCCUGGAGUCCGAAGGCCGAAGUACUUGAAUUCAUCAGGCACAAAGACAUGUCCCUUUGUCGAAACAAGGCUGAGGCUUCAUUGGUUUACGCACUGUUGAUCAUUUGCGCAUAUGAGUAUCAUCAGCAGGUGUGGGCGAGAGUUGAGGGAAACCCAUCUGUACGCCAUCUGUCGUCUCGCCAUAAAAUGUUCUAGGGGCACGUUCCUUUUGACCCUCACACUUCCUCCUUGAGUGGAUGUAGGACAGCAUAGAUUUUCCUACUAAAAUUACUAAAAGGGAGUUUGGCACUGCGAUUAUACAGCUUCUAUGGGAAUGGUGAUUAGUACACAUGGAUUUGUCUGAUCUUCGUGCACGUGGCUUCAGACAUUCUUGUGGCGUUAUUUACUACUCUUCAUCUGCCUUUAUUGACCUUAAUUUGGAACCAAUCUUAUUUUUCUCAGUGCGGAAUGCAAUAAGACUCUGUGUACAUGCAUGAUCAUUGCCAAUUAUUAUUGCAUUUAUAAUGCAAUAUGAUCAGUUCAUGAAGUCACAGAUAUGUUUGAAGUCAGAAAGACGAAGUUUCGGGAAAUCCGUGCACUUCUCGUCGAUCCCAUGCUGGCUGAACCACAAUGCUUGCAGUUCUCGUAGACACUAAUUCUACAGUUCCUCUAGAAACUUUUUAGGAAACUCUGAGGCACCAAGAAAAAGCCUGUCCUUUCUUUCAGUAGUGCUCCUUUCACCAAGAAUUGACCUGUUUUAUUGCAGCUGUCUGUUAUCGCAGUGCAUUUCACAGCCUCAUACAUUGGUGCUAGAACGUACAGGGUACUCACUUUCAUUGUAACCUAAGGAAGCACAAGAUGGAAGGCUAGCACUUGUUGCUAGUAAUAAUGGGACAGUGUAUAUGGCCCCAUGUUAUGAUGGAUUUGAACAGCUCAUAUAAGUUUUGUUCUCUCCUGGAAAUGCCCACAUGCUAUCUUUAAGCUUGUAAUGUACAAAGUGACAACCACUAUGAUCGGCUGCAAAGUUAUCACCCUAAUUUAUCUUGAGAUUUAGUUCGUAAUUUCUUAACAACCAGACUUUAGCUGCCAGAAGUGACCUAGGGGUGCCUGUUGAUUUGUAUUGCGAUAGGAACUAUAUGGACACUCCAGGCACAUUUCAGCCAUCACCGUCACCGAGAGGUUCCGUACGAGUGAAAGCGUGUGAGGGUGAGCCAGCCUACGCAGUGAAGUCUCGUGUGGGCGAGCGAGGAACGCGGCCCGGAUGCAUGCCCGCUCCUGUGGCGAGGGAGGAGGGGCGUUCUUCUCCGGCGGCUGCUACGCUGCCUCGAUGUCCUCCUCACCCACCACUCUGCAUAGAGUGGAGACAACCGCAGCGUCUAUGACGGUGUUGGUCAUGCAAAUCGCUGACGCCAUAGUAGAUGCCUUUGGUGAACAGCGUAGGGGCACAUUGCCGGCGCUCGUGUGUCAUGAAAGCAGUCUGCAACGUGGCUUAAGUAUGCACCCGCGCAGGCCUCGUCUUGAAAGUGAUCUGUGAUGUUUACAGAGUGCACAUAGUGCCGGUAGGCUUUGUAUGCGAUGGGCUUUCAACGUUUCGUUCUCGGUGAAGCGAGAGAUGCAUGAAGAUUAAUUCGCUUGCUGUUGCCGCGAUUCCUCACUCCAGAAUUUUCAUAGCAAGUUUCCACACUCAUCAAGCGAGAUGUGUUUAUGUUUACCUGUGUGCGCGUGACACCGUGCUGGGUAAUUUAGUUAAAACAUGUUGACGUGCUAGUUGGUUUGAAUCCAUGAUAAAACAUGUAAGCGCGACUGAAUGAGGACGUAGAAAGAAGCAGACACACAAACACAGUGCCGUCUCUAUGUGUCUGUUUCUUUCUAUGUCCUCGUUGAGUCACGCUUGCACAUUCUAUCAUUGUUAAUUUAGUUAUAGUAAGCGAAUGUUGAAAAGCUUAUAUGGCCGAUAAAACUACUGUCCUUACUUCGUACAGCUAUCUACUAACUUGCUAUCAGAAUUGGUGCUUCGCCUUUUGGGCGGAACUGCAAAUUUUUCAUUAGCUGAAGAAUAAGAGCAUUACCUUUAACUAAAUUUUCUUUUAAUUCUUGGCAUGAGAAAGUACAACUUCUCGUACUUCCAGCCUGUUAUAUCAAGGUUUGACUGUAUUCCAGAUGUUGGCUUUUGCUGCACUUUCUUUGUGGUGUCUGUUGCAUGAAACAUAGUAGUAUCUGUUGCAGCUGUUUGUUUAACUGUUUGUAAGCUAAACUGCAGAAUGGACAUGUUAGUGGUAGUGUCUCUGUCUGCCACUUAUACUUGCAGCACCAGUAACUAUCACACCAUUGCAGUUGUUAAGGUACUCUCUGGGAAAGCAGCUUAAUGUUUCUGUGACAAACAAAAAAGGAAAAAAGGCAUUUUGUUCCUUUAUAGUAUGCCAUAGGGUGCCAGUGCAGUGUACACAUAGCCUGAGAUCACAUGCUCAUGUACUAUAGUUGUCAAAAACUUAUAUGGUGUUGGGGUCUGAGAAAAAGCUGAAUGUUUCUGUAGCCUGAGCUCGUAAUCUUGUAUUAGAAUCCUCCCAAGACCUCUCGUACGUUAUAUUGCAUAUUGGCUUUCUCAAAGUUAGUUAGGAAAUUAUUACGUAAAAUAUCCAUGCUGAAUAUGAAAUAUCCCUGUGGAAGUGUAUCAAAGUGCAUUAGUUAUAUUCUUGACACCACCUCUUAAAAAAACUGAAAAUUAAAAAAUAAAGGGGUACUAAUUUGAAGUAGGCCAUUGUGUGGCCAUUAACAGUGAAUGGCAGCCAUGAACUGUGUUUUGAAUGCUGGGAAAUGACAGAAAAAUUCAGGAUAAUUGCCAAAUGCAGCAACCCACCACACAAUGUUGCAUCAUCUCUUUGCUUAUACAAACAAAGCAGCUUGGCCAUAUCAGACAUGACGAGAUGGUCACUUUGUCCACGUGCAUGGUGGUCCAGAUUCUGGCGUCCAACGAGUAUAUUUAAACAAAAAAUUGGUCUUGCAUUCAUCACAUACCAAUCAGUAACAAAAACUGACUUGCAAAGUGAUUGAGGUGCCUAUGAGUCCUGGCAGGAAAUGUGAUGAGCCUAGUGUUGUAUCGUUUUACUGACUACAGGGCCUCAAUUAAACUUUUAUUGCAAUAGCAAUUAUGCUUGAGGCACAAAACACGGUCGUCACCGCCAUUGUCAUGCCAUCCCGCUCGACGACACAUGCGUGGCUCGGGCAUGAUGAGCUAGAGGGCCUCCUGGGACGCGAAGUCUAUUUGGCUGCAACAUCAGUGAAGCAAAAUGAACGCACUAUCAGUGCUAGGCUCAAUUGCCUUGGUGGUGGAGCCAGGGCAAAGUUCCUGCUGAACUGCUGUGUGUAUGCACUGUUCGGAGUGGAACGGGCAGUAAAUGUCAAGCUAAUGUUAACUAAUAUUUUACUGGGUGCACACUAAUGCUCAUCACACCAGCGUUAGAUGCCUGGUCGCUGCCAGGGCACUGUUUUCUAUCAGGCAGGAGUUGCCCUGUGUGCUGCAUCAUGCCAAGAUGUUGCUCUCGCAUAUAGUGAUAACAUCAUCUGAGGAGUCCAAGCAUAAGGCUGUCAAAUGUCAAUGCUGCUUUCAAUCACCGUCAGUGCUUCGCUCUUGUAGCGAAACUGGCAGAUCUUGUUUACAGAGCCUACAGCCUGUAAACCUUGAAAUGUCAGUUUUGAGGGUCACAGCAUAGUCUGCAAACGUACAUCCUCACAGCUGUACAUUGCCUGGACACCCAUGCAUGCUGUUUGACUGAGAAAACACAGUAGGUGCUGUAGUUGAUACACUGGCUUCCCACACAAAGGGUUGAGCCUUGAAUCCCACGGAUGUCAUGAAAAUUGCUAUGUAGUUUUUAACAUAUCCUCUAACCUGUGCCUUUCUCCCAUUGGUCCAAAAUUCCAAUAAUUUUCUUUCUUAAAGAAUUAUUUCUCACAUAGUCGACAUCCUUUGCAUUGUUUGCAGCCAGGAUGAGACAGGGCACUGUCUUAUGCUUGGUGGAAUUAAAGAGCUUCAAGUCGAGGCCUGUUUCUGAAUACGGGGUUAGAAGGAAACUAAAGUUUGUUAAGGCUAUGUAUCUGUAAUAAUUGCCCACGUGACUGUGGCUAUGAGUAUGGUGUUAAAUGGUCCUUGUAUGUGCGGAAAGUAUGUACACAAAAUUAUCCGAUUGUCACUUUAAAAUGUGGCUGUUGUCAAGAGCUGCUGGCGGCAGUGUCCCAGUGCUCCUGUAUAUGAAGCUGCACUCUACGGACUGAUCCUUCCUUUUCUUCCUGUUUACUUACCUGACCUUUGAUUUGCACUGAUUUAGAACGUGCUGUGUUGUUUUAUCUCAGUGCCUUAAACACAUGUUAUCGGGUCUGUUGGGUUAUGCACAGUGGGAGCCAAAAAUACUAGUUGCAUGCAGUGAAUUGAGCCAGUUGAGGGUAGCAUUCUACAGAUAUCACUGUUUCUCAAGGAGAAAGAAUAGAUAUUCAUUUUUAUUUUGUUCUGUACCCUCAGUCAAUUACCAUUCUGCACAGUGAUGCUGUUUUAUAUGCAGCAUGCAAGGAUUUGCCAGCAUUCUUGCCUUGAGCCACGUGUGUACCUGGCAAAUGUAUUGAACUGACAUAUUUCAAGUUAUUGCUUUGUAAGUGGGUGGCAUAAAUUGUUGCCUGCAAUGUAUGUUAACUUCUGCUAAAAUGCUGUCACUGAUUCAUAGAAAACCAAGCUGUGAGAUGCUCCAAACAAUUGAAUGUGCUCAUACAUUGGUUAUCACUGGAAAUCGCAGUAAGAAGCAAUUAGGAGGAGAUACAUUAUGUUGUCCCACAUACACAUAACUUCACUAGCACUGUAGACAACUUGAGGCACGUCAGAUGCUGACUUCACCUAGUUACUAAAAUGGGCAACGUGCUUGUUGCUGUCCCGUUGGUGUUCUGUCACCAUGGUUACCACAGUGACCUAAUGACAGGACUUGCUUGCAUUCCAUUUUAUUAAGUGCCAUAAUCUGCCAUUAGAUGUCGCUUACGAAACCUCCUCCCCCACUUUUCUAUACAUGUUUUUCAGUGUGUGAUGUCUAGUUGCCUGUUAAUGCUAUCACUAAUCAGACUGUCCUCCUAAGAGCUUCCUUCUGCUGGAGAUGUGGGCAGAUGUUAACAGUUCCAUCACUUGUAUCAGUAUUUCGUCAAGGCCAGUAUGUGCUGUCUUGUUUGCAGUGUUGUAAGGACUCUUGCGUGGUGCAGAAUUUUAAUAUUUCUUUUCUGUCAUUCAUUUGUCAAAGUUAUAUAGAUGUUCUGCCGUACAGCUUUUAGAAAGAGACACAAUCAUUUCGUUGUACACGCUGUUUUUUUUUUUUUAUUAUUAUGGUGGAACCCUAUUAAUUUCUUGUGCAGCACAGUUGCAAGGCAUGUGUUGUCAUCUCAGCAGCAGAGUGUGACUGAUUGAAGGGGUCAUGACUGGUUCAUUUUCUAGCGAUCAUUUGUGGUUUUCGUAUUAUAUUUGGCAUUUUGUUUUUGGCUUUUUGCUGCUAACAGGAGCUUUCACUGGAUUUGUAUAGUGGGCACUUAUGGCAGAGCUGUUUUAAGCAUGCCAAAGGCUUUGAAAAUGAACAUGCUAAUGCAUUACGAGCAGUAAACAGCGCUAAACAACAGGACAAAGAGAGGGACACAGACAACAGCAAAUGUGUUUUUCGUGAGCAAGCCGGUAGUUGACGCUGAAGAAGCAGGUAUACAGACCUAGAACCCUGUGCACCUGCAAUGACCGUUAUACGUGCAGCUCAUCAUUUAGAGCAGUUACUUCCAGGUUGAUGUGCCCAUGCAAUGUCACACCAGUUGGUCCUUUAGCUUCAAGUGUAAAGCCAUAGUUUCUUGUGCAUUUACAUUUCUUUUCAAACUGUACUUUCAUUUUUUAUUUCAUUUGUUUUUGCUUAGAAUUCAAUGUUAGCUGUUCUUACUCUUUCAUUUUUUGGGAAAGCAUUCUGAAAUGGUACAAAGACAUCUUCAUUCUCUUUUGCUUGUGUACAACUCAUUUGUAAUUUUUUCCUAGGUAUGCUAGGGUGCCAUUGACAUUUGGUGCACAGUCAAGAAUACAUAGAGCAUUUCCUCAUUUUAGCACAAGAAGGAACAUAUGUUUAGCUCACGUAUUGAGAAGAAUAAGAAAGUAACAUGUAGGCUCAUCUCGCCUCUCUAAAGAGUCAACAGAACUAUUAGCUUUACAAGGCCUGUUGCACUUUUCUGCCUAGGUUGCCUCACUGUCGCCUUGCUCCAUCGAAUCACUAGCGUCAUUGGGCCACUUUGCUGUUAUCUUGACUGUACCCCCAUCCAGUGGAUGCAGGGCUUUUCUCAACAGCUGCACUGUUCUGUCUCCACGUAUUUCUCUGUUAUUAUUUUAUUAAAAAUAUUCAGUCUCCUUCCUCCAGCAUAAAUGAAUGAAUCAUGCCUUUGCCUGGCUUGCUGGGCUGUUAACUGGCCUCCUGUGUGAAAAGGCUACUCGAGUUGGAUUCUUCGUUGAAAUGUCGUGAGAUAGAGUUAUGUCUAGUAUUUUGUGGCUGCUGAUGGUUUAUCCAUUUCACUGCUGAUGUAUUAUGGUAGGAAGCUAACAAAUACCACUACUUAACAAUGUCUGUCUUAGUCAUCUUUGUGGUUUGUGGCAUUCCCAAUAUAUGACGCCCCCCCUCUGUUUUUGCUUUUGGUUUAAUGACUUCAUAGCAUUGUCCUCUUGUGAGUAACCAACUUGCUUUGGGUGCAAGAGAAGUGCUGAUAAUAGAAAGACUGACGAGUUUUGACUGUAGUUGAUAUGUAGCAUUUUUGGUGGGAUGCUUGCACAGUGGAUUGUACUUAGAAGCAGAGAGAAAACAAAGAAAUGCAGUGUUCUGAAGAGCCGGCCAUCACAAGAUGAAAGAGCUGCGCCGCGCAUGCUGCAGCUGUAAGAUACAAAGUAUUGUAUAUAUGCCUCUGCAUAUUGUUACAAGUGGUUUGAGUUAUACAGCUAUUCAAAAUCCUUAUUUCUUCUAAGUCUCUAUCAUAGGUGCAGUUCGGAAUUACAUAGGCAGUGGAAGGUAUCUUUUUUUCUUAGCAUGGCAUUGUGCAAUAAGUUGUUACAUUUUGGUCCAUUAUGGGCAGGGAUAACUGGUAGGGCCUGCAGGGAAAUUAUUUCUAUUGUUUUUGUUUGUUUGUCUGUACUUCCAUCAUUGAUAUUUUUUUUUUCGCAGCUUGCCUCAGUCACUUUUUUUGAUCAUUUGGUGGUGCUCAAUUUCAUUUAUUUUGCGUCAUUUCAUGUUGGGGAUCUCGCCUGAAGAACUUCAUUGUGCCUGUUAGGUGGGCUGAAUGUACAGCUCCUGGUUUUUUAUGCUUGUCAAUCUAGCGAAUUUCACAAUGGUUUCUUCUUUCAUUUUUUAUCAAUGGCAACCUUUGAUCUUUAGCGUCUUUGACCUUUCUCAUACACAAGUUUCUAUUGCUUAGUUGUAGUUGUGCAUGGUAUUGUUCACUUCACUAAUGUGACACCAAUGAAGUGUCCUUUACUUAUUCCAGAAGCGCGUGGUGGACGCCCUGGUACAUUCUUUUUCUUUUUAUUGUUUGUUCUUUGCCGGUGUCUGUCGCUUUUGUGGUGUGUGCUGUACAUCAUCGGUUAAAGAGGGUCUGUUUUAUGGUCAGUCAUAUAGAGAUGAAAAAAAGAAAAAAAUGAUAAGACAUCUCCGUUCAUGUUGACCUGCAUUGUUCAUGUUUUGUGCACUCGGGUGCAAAGAUGUAGUUUGUCACUGCGUUUGUACAGAGAGCUCUAUUUUUUCCAAGACGGAAUAAUAAAAGAGUCUAGGCACACGCAUA